CAGCAAUACUGGAUCUGUAACCCACUGAACGAAACCAGAGAUUAAAGCCACAUCCUCACGGACACUGUGUUUCUUAACCCAUUGAGUCACAAUAGGAACUCCCUCCCUAAGUGAUUUUUAUCAUUAGGGAAGUUUAGUUUACAUAGGACAAGAUUAAGUUUCCUUCCAUCUCUGAUAUUAUUUGAUUCUAUUAAUGUUAGCAUAGUAUUGCAUAAUUAAAAGAAGAAUUUCAUCUAAACAAAGGAGUAUGAGAACCAAUGCCAAUACUCUAAAGUUUGAUAUUUAGGGCACCUAUGAGCACAAAUGAAUUGGUGCUUUGUUCACAGGUGCUAUUCCAUUUGCUCUGCCAGAUCAAAUGCUAUCAAGUCAGAGCAAGGGGAGCCACUGAUAUAAUUAGAUCUUAAAGACAUUUGUGCCUCUAGUGGUUAACUUGACCAGUAACUUCUGACUGUUCAUUUGUUUUGCAUCUAGAGUCAUUAACCAAACUAGGUCAGAAAGGGCAGUGCUUCCUGAAAGAAUAACUACAGCUUAAUCAUUAAUGUCACAGUCUGAAAUGAAGCUGGACUCUUUUUCAUUGGUGGGAGAGAAGUGGGAUAAGAGGUAUACUAGAAGCUGGGAAAAUAUGGUCAAAGUCUAAGAUAGAGUUUAGGAAAGAGAGGAUAGAGUUUAUUCUGGCCUUACUUGUCAACAAAUUACUCAAACAGUCCCCCUUUUCACAGUAGCCUGGCAGCUGUCCGACUGCCUACCAAAGCCAAAUGCUUGAAGAGAGAGAGAGUAAGGAGCCAGCCAUGAAUCCCUUCCAGAAAAAUGAAUCCAAGGAAACACUUUUUUUACCUGUCUCCACUGAAGAAGUACCACCUCGACCCCCCAGCUUUCCAAAGAAGCCAUCUCCGAAAAUCUGUGGCUCCAACUAUCCAUUGAGCAUUGCCUUCAUCGUGGUGAAUGAAUUUUGUGAGCGCUUUUCCUAUUAUGGCAUGAAAGCUGUGCUGACCCUGUACUUCCUGUAUUUCCUGCAUUGGAGUGAAGACACUUCCACCUCUGUAUACCACGCCUUCAGCAGCCUCUGUUAUUUCACUCCCAUCCUGGGAGCAGCCAUUGCUGACUCAUGGUUGGGAAAAUUCAAGACAAUUAUCUAUCUCUCCUUGGUGUAUGUCCUUGGCCAUGUGAUCAAGUCCCUGGGUGCCUUACCAAUACUGGGGGGACAUAUGAUACACACCAUCCUGUCAAUGGUCGGCUUGAGUCUAAUCGCUUUGGGGACAGGAGGUAUCAAACCCUGUGUGGCAGCUUUUGGUGGAGAUCAGUUUGAAGAAAAACAUGCAGAGGAACGGACUAGAUACUUCUCAGUCUUCUACCUCUCCAUCAAUGCAGGGAGCUUGAUUUCUACAUUUGUCACACCCAUGCUGAGAGGAGAUGUGCAGUGUUUUGGAAAAGACUGCUACGCAUUGGCUUUUGGAGUUCCAGGAAUGCUUAUGAUAAUAGCUCUUGUUGUGUUUUCAAUGGGGAGCAAAAUAUACAAAAAACCACCUCCAGAAGGAAACAUAGUGACUCAAGUUGUCAGAUGUAUCUGGUUUGCUAUUUCCAACCGUUUCAAGAACCGUUCUGGGGACAUUCCAAAGCGAGAGCACUGGUUGGACUGGGCAUCUGAGAAAUACUCAAAGCAGCUCAUUAUGGAUGUGAAGGCACUGACCAGAAUACUGUUCCUUUAUAUCCCAUUGCCCAUGUUCUGGGCUCUUUUGGAUCAGCAGGGCUCACGGUGGACCUUGCAAGCCACCAGGAUGAAUGGGAAUUUGGGUUUUUUUGUGCUUCAGCCUGACCAGAUGCAGGUGUUAAACCCCUUUCUGGUUCUUAUCUUCAUCCCAUUGUUUGACCUUGUGGUUUAUCGGCUGGUUGCCAAGUGUGGAAUUAACUUCACAUCACUUAGAAAAAUGGCUGUUGGUAUGAUCCUAGCAUGCCUGGCAUUUGCAGUUGCUGCUGCUGUAGAGAUAAAAAUUAAUGGAAUGGCCCCACCGCAGCCAGAUUCCCAAGAGGGUUUCCUGCAAGUCUUGAAUCUGGCAAAUGAUGAGGUGAAGGUGACAGUGCUGGGAAAUGAAAACAGUUCUCUGUUGGAAGAGUCCAUCAAAUCCUUUCAGACAAUGCCACACUAUUCCAAACUCCACCUGAAGACAAAAAGAGAGGAUUUCCAUUUCCAACUGAAAUAUCACAAUUUGUCUGUCUACACUGAACAUUCUGUGGAAGAGAAGAAAUUGUACACUCUGAUCAUUCGAGAAGAUGGGAAAAGCAUUUCUAGCAUGAUGGUGAAGGAUGCAGAAUCCAGAGCAACCAACGGGAUGACAGCCAUGAGGUUUGUUAACACUUUGCAUGAAGAGGUCAACAUCUCCCUGGGUACGGAUACCUCCUUCAGUGUUGGUAAAGACUAUGGUGUGUCUGCUUACAGAACUGUGCAAAGAGGAGAAUAUCCUGUGGUGCACUGUAGAACAAAAGAUGAGAACUUUUCACUGAAUUUGGGUCUACUAGACUUUGGUGCGGCUUAUCUGUUUGUUAUUACUAAUAGCACCGGUCAGGGUCCUCGGGUCCAGAAGAUUGAAUACACCCCAGCUAACAAAAUGUCCAUCGCUUGGCAGCUACCACAAUAUGCCCUUGUUACAGCCGGAGAGGUCAUGUUCUCUGUCACAGGACUUGAGUUUUCUUAUUCUCAGGCUCCCUCUAGCAUGAAAUCUGUACUCCAGGCAGCCUGGUUGUUGACGGUUGCAGUUGGGAAUAUCAUCGUUCUUAUUGUGGCACAGUUCAGUGGCCUGGUACAGUGGGCCGAAUUCAUUUUGUUUUCCUGCCUCCUGCUGGUGGUCUGCCUGAUCUUCUCCAUCAUGGGCUACUACUAUAUUCCUAUAAAGCCAGAGGAUAUUCAGGGGUCAGCAGAUAAGCAGAUUCCCCAAAUCCAGGGGAACAUGAUCAACCUGGAGACCAAGAAGACAAAGCUCUAAUGACUGCAUGGACUCCGCCCAGACUCUAGUUCCUGCCUCUGGUCUUGGCCAUCACCCAUCUUCGAGCAUUUUUCACUCCAGCUUGGUUAGAAGAGAGAAGUAGCAUCACCUCUGAGCUGAUCUCCUCUCCUUUUCUCCCAUGACAGAGGAAGUUCUAGGACUGGGUUUGUUCAGUACAUUAAAGAAAGGCCCCUGAGACUCUAUGUUUCUCAUCUAUCCGUGAACUCAGUAAAUCCUGUAUAGUGUUGCUAAAGCUGGCCUGUUUUCUGCAAAUGGCCAUGGAAAACACAAACGUAUAAUUGAGAUUAGCCUCUGUGGUUCUCAAAAGUUAUGUAGGAAUGUCUAUACCUGCCAUUUAGAACUGAUGAUCCCACUUUUCGAAGUGGUGAUACAGGGUCAAAAUUGCAGAGUAACAGAGAAAUGGCAUUUCAGGUUUCUUCAUUAGCAGUGUUAACUGCACAGUUUACAAGGACCUCAAGAAUUGGUAUGUCUGGUAUGAUCUUGUCCAAGGGCUGGUUUUUCAGCUAUCCAGGUUUGAUAAGAACUUAGUAAGUUUUUCAGUGCAGUUAGUAGGAGACAAAAUGACAUAUUAUUAACACACAGAAGAUACAUCCUUCUGAUAAUUACAGUAUUUUAUCUGCUAACUCAAACACCUCCUUCUCAGUACUUAUAGAUCUUUAGAAACCAAUUUAAAGAUAGUAGACAUGGUUUGGGAACACAGAAUAAGUAGAAAUUGUGGAAGUCCUAAUGAGCUUUUCUUCUACAGAAUACAUUUUUCUUAGGGACUAAGAAGAGACUGAUGUUUCAACCCUAGAUUAUACCCUCCUGUGGACAACUAUAUAGACAUUAAUUAUACUUUUCCAGCCCUGACUUUUCAGGGUUACUGGGCCAGCUUUUUCUUAUUAUUACAUCCUCUUUCUUAUUGUAACAAAUACUUAAUAGCAAUAAUAUUUUUAGGAAUAUAACUUCCUUUUUUAUUUGUACUCCCUUCAGCCACAAAGUAGUAGAUUCAUUUUGAUAAUUUUUCCUAUUUUACUUUUCCAUGAUUUUUAAAUGUCAUUUCUUCAUUUGGGUCUGAAUUUUCUCAUUUAUUAAAAAAAAGUUAUAUUAAUACUCUAGGUUUGAGCUUCUUAAAUGGCCAUGCUCAAUGGAGUGGGGGCAUGGUCCCAUAUCAGGAUUCUGUCAAAAUCUGGGAGUUGAGGGAAGAAGUGAUAGAAUGGUCUGGGGUUUGUUUCUGUGUUGGUGAAAAAAGUUGAGAAAUAUUACCUUGCACACAAUGAAUGAAUCAGUGCACAGACACAGGAAUGUCAUGAUCUAUAGUGUAUUGCUGGGGAGAAAAGUUCAGAACAAAAACUUGUACUAGAGAGCCUAAUUUCUGCUGGUUUUGCCCCAUUUUUCUCAUCUAGAACUGAGUCAACUGCUCCAGUUUCCCGUUUUCAUACUUUAGUUUUCAUUACCAAGUUUUCAGAAGUACCCAAGUGACGGCAUCAUCUAAUUUCCAUAGAUAUGUUGAUGUGAACCUAGCCGUACUUCUUCAGAACAUACUCUGUUCAUUUUUGAGCAGCUUUAUCUCAGUCUGUUCUAUGAACUAUUGUUUCAACAGAUGUUAACAGUGUUCUGCAAAUAAAAGUUUCUGUGGAUAAAUAAAUUUUGGGAAUAAAAAAACAUAUUAUAUCCUCUUCUUAA
This is a messenger RNA of Sus scrofa (pig), 4664 nucleotides long. The record is from RefSeq and is a predicted model, not a curated record. Lineage: Eukaryota; Metazoa; Chordata; Mammalia; Artiodactyla; Suidae.